GAACACGUUCUUUCCAAUCCACAUCUCAUUGCCCACAUUUUGCACACGCUUCUAAAAUUCGGCAGCAAUCGCCCUAUAAAUUGCGGCCGAGACGUGCGGUCAGUCACUUGACGGAGACGUGCGGUCAGUCACUUGACCGAGAAAUCAACAUUUUCAAAUUCAGAUAACGACGUAAUACAGAAUGCAUUUCACAAUCGUAUUUUUGGUGGCUACUGCUGUAGUUUACGGUAAGUUUUUUGUGGCCACUGCUGUUGUUUACGAUAAGUUUUGGUGGCUACUGCUGUUGUGUAGGAUAAGUUUUGGUGGCUAUUUCUGUUGUUUACGGUAAGUUUUGGUGGCUACUGCUGUAGUUUACGGUAAGUUUUUUGUAGACACCACUGCAGUUUAAGGUAAGCUAGUUAAAGGUCUUUUAUACUCAGAGUUUAUGGGAGUUAAAUUACGUAUUGUGUUUCAUGUUUAGAUAGGGCUGCUAGAUCCUCCAAGAAAUGAAAAAGGUAGGAAAUUUCCUAUUGAAAAGGUCAGAAAAGAAUGGUAUUUUCUUUUGACAGGAGGACAUUUCAACAUUAAACUAAAUUUACGAUAUUAUCGUUUAUUCCGAAACAAACAAAAAAACUAUGAAAAUACUUUUCAUACAUACCUUUGAGACUAAUUAUGCAUUGAUACAUAUUACCCAGCUACUGGUACGAACCUUAUAUUUUGCAAUGUAUCCCUUAUUUGGGAGAUUGUGUGUGGAGCUAUGGCACAAUUUAUAAUGGCCUCAGUCUUGGUUUUACCACCUUUGAACCCCUGUGUUUAGAGAUCAAAGCCAGUAUUUUUAUUUACUUCAUAUGACAUAAUAUCUACGUACAUGCCAUACAAUGACAUUAGCUCAAUUCAUGAAUGUAUCCGCGCCCACGACGAGAUUUAACAGCUGGACCACGUGAUGUAUUUCGUUGUUGACAUUUUCAGGCGCCAACGCCGCCAUCUGUCCGACUUGCAGCAAUCAGAACGACUACACAACAUGUACUGGACAACAGAACUGUCAGGCUGAACAUGACGUACGUUUUGUAAUCAUCUUACAGUCUCCAUGUAACGGACAAUCAAUCCCUUUCUUUUUUUAUGAAGUAUUCAGUCUUUUCUUUCACCACAAGUUUUUUAUUUUUUUAUUUAUUACAAUAGACGCGUCUUUUUUCAAGUCGGUAAAGGCUCAUUUUAUUUGUGCUUUCAGGCCUGCGAAACAAAGAUCGAACUGAGAGACAACAAAAUUGAGUAUCACUGCUCGGAUGCCACGGUAAUUAGCUUACCUUAAUAAUUGACGAAUAGCCUACCCCUAGCUCUCUAAUUGAUUGGUAGCCUGCCUCACUAAUUGACAAGCAGCCUGCCUCACUAAAUGAUCAGUAGACUACCUUACUGAUUGAUCAGUGGAAUAAAUCACUAAUCUAAUUGAUAAGUAGCGUACCUCACUAAUCGAUCAGUAGAAUAACUCACAAAUCGAUCAGUAGAAUAAUUCACUAAUUGAUCAGUACAAUUACUCGCUUAUAAUUGACCAUUAGCCUGCCUCAAUAAUUGAGCAGUAGACUAUCUCACUAAUUGAGCAGUAGACUACCUCACUAAUUGAUUAGUAGACUAAGUCACUAAUUGAUAAUUAGCGCACCUCACUAAUUGAUCAGUAUCCUACCUCACUAAUUGACCAGUAGACUUCCCGAAUAACUGAUCAAUAGACUAACUCACUGACUAAUUAUUAGUCUGCCUCUCAAAUCAACCUUUAGACUACCUCCCUAACUGAUCAGUAGCAAAUCUCACUAAUUGAUCAGUAGCCUACCUCACUAAUUAAUCAGUAGACUACAUCAUUAAUCGAUCAGUAGACUACCUCCCUAACUGAUCAGUAGCAAACCUCACUGACUGAAAAGUAGACUACCUCACAGAUUCGUUACUGACAUACCUCACUAUUGGAUUAAUCGAUUGCCCCACUAGGUUGCUCAACUGUUUCCCUCAAUACUUAUCUAGUAACUAGCCCCAGCAAUGUCUCAGCGGCUGAUUGCAAACCACCACACCCAUUUAAUGCAUGUUUGGAUCUGAAGUUAGUGGCUCGAAUUUUCUUCCAAUCUCUGCUCUAAUUUUUUUAUUUUUUUAAAACUAAUUUUGUUUUCUUGUCCUCUUGUAGAACUGCGCUCACCAAGAAACCCAGAACAGCUGUGACAACGCCGGCAACAACGGCCACUGUGUCAUCUGCUGCAACAGCCUGGCCGACUGUAAGGCCAAACGUGACGACUACUUCUUGUGUAAGCACGCUGUCCAAGUUUGUAAAGUUUAAAAUGAGUUCGAUAAACCAAAGUUUAAGUCUAACGGGAGGGGGACGGUAUGUGCCUAUAGCCUUGGUUAUGAUAUAAUCAUCUAACAAAAAACCUUGUUUAUGAUAUAAUCAUCUAACAAAAAACCUGAAUUAUGAUAUAAUCAUCUAAAAAAAAAACCUGACUUAUGAUAUAGUCAUCUAACAAAAAACUUUGGUUAUGAUAUAAUCAUCUAACAAAAAACCUGAAUUAUGAUAUAAUCAUCUAACAAAAACCUUGGUUAUGAUAUAAUCAUCUAACGAAAAACCUUGGUUAUGAUAUAAUCAUCUAACAAAAAACUUGGUUAUGAUAUAAUCAUCUAACAAAAACCUUGGUUAUGAUAUAAUCAUUUAACAAAAGCCUUGGUUAUGAUAUAAUCAUUUAACAAAAACCUUGGUUAUGAUAUGAUCAUCUAACAAAAACCUUGGUUAUGAUAUAAUCAUCUAACAAAAACCUUGGUUAUGAUAUAAUCAUUUAACAAAAACCUUGGUCAUGAUAUAAUCAUCUAACAAAAACCUUGGUUAUGAUAUAAUCAUUUAACAAAAACCUUGGUUAUGAUAUGAUCAUCUAACAAAAACCUUGGUUAUGAUAUAAUCAUCUAACAAAAACCUUGGUUAUGAUAUAAUCAUUUAACAAACAAGCAGCCCAAUGGCACUGUCAAGACCGUGGAAAUAGUUUCUAUUUUUUAAAUAUUCAAAAUUGUGUUUCUUUACGCAAUAAAGCACUUCAGCUUUACUAUGGUAUUAACAACAGCUAAAGAAGUUGGCGCUCUAAAAGUAUACUGGAAACUCUAUGCUCUGCAUAUUUAAAUUCUACAAUAGUUUGAAAUAUUAUUUUAAUUAUUUUUUUGUCUUCUUUCGCCAGUUGCUCCUAUUGGUUAGUGUCACGUGAGAACGAUGGCUGACUUUCUGAAAACCAAACAAGAAAGUACAGGAUCCUAAGUCUUUGAUGUCAAAUUCAAACAUGCCUUCAAAUCAUAUUAAACUUUGUAAAUGAG
Lymnaea stagnalis (great pond snail) is the source of this 3306-nucleotide messenger RNA. The record is from the annotation of a GenBank genome assembly. Lineage: Eukaryota; Metazoa; Mollusca; Gastropoda; Lymnaeidae.